This is a messenger RNA of Arabidopsis lyrata subsp. lyrata, 1441 nucleotides long. Its product is annotated as putative F-box protein At1g53550. Lineage: Eukaryota; Viridiplantae; Streptophyta; Magnoliopsida; Brassicales; Brassicaceae. Gene Ontology annotation, molecular function: protein binding. The record is from RefSeq and is a predicted model, not a curated record.
UCUGAGGAAGGUAUUGGGGCCUAAAUAUAAAGGCCCAACUUAUGGAGCUUGGGUGCAGCAUCCGCUAGAAGACAGAGUCUUCCAAUUCCUUGAUAUUUUAGGAAUUAUUAUUCCAUAUCUUUUGUUCAGAUUGGGGACACCAUCACAGAGCCAAAAUCUAGGGUUUUCAUUCAUCAUGAGAAAACAUGAGCAGCAAGUCAUCGAGGAUGACCUAACCGUAGCCGGAUCCAAUAAACGAUCUUCAACAUCUGGAGAAGAAACAUGUUACUCUGAUCCAAUUCCCGUUGAUCUCGUCAUCAAUAUCUUGUCGAGAUUGUCUCUGGAGUGUAUUGCAAGGUGUCGUUGUGUAUCGAAACUGUGGUCGUCCAUAAUCCGCCGUCCAAAUUACAACCUGUUGUUCCCGCUCAAGUCUCCGGCUACACCGCGGCUUCUUUUCGUCUUCAAAGUUCCAGGAGAGUUGUUAUUCAACGCUUCACCUCAGCAUUUCAAUCCGGAUAGGCACUCGUCUCUUGUAGCCACCUCUCUUCAGAAGACUACUUGUAACACAAGUUUCUUUCAAUUAUGUCGCCCUGUCCACGGACUGGUAUGUGUCAGCAUGCAUAUCGAAGAGAACUAUUCAUCUGCGGUGAUUUCUAAUCCCAUCACAGGAGAGUAUUUAGCCUUACCCAAACUGAGAAUGAAGGGGGUGAAUUCAGAGACGAGAAUUGGAAAAGUAAGUUAUUCUUUUGGGUAUGAUCCGAUCGACAAACAAUUCAAGGUAUUGCGUAUCACAUUGUUGCCUAGGGACUCACAGUGGUGGUAUAGUGAGUAUCAAGUUCUGACAUUAGGGCUUGGAAAUCUUUCAUGGAGAAAGAUCCAAUGUUGCACACCUCAUUAUAUUCUAGAAGAUUAUGGUAUAUGCAUCAAUGGUGUUUUGUAUUAUCCCGCAAGGCUUAAUACCGGAAAAUCUACCAUGGUUUGCUUUAAUGUUAGGUCUGAAAAAUUCAGUUUUACUGAUAUUGAUAAAGACGUGUCAAUAGUGACCUAUCUCUUUGUUAGUGUCAUCGACUACAAUGGUAAGUUAGGUGUUUGUAUUUCUGAUCAUCUCCAUAAUUUUGAGUUGUGGGUUUUAGAGAAUGCGGAGGAACAUAAAUGGUCAAAGCAUAUCUACAAAAUGCCACAUUUGGGCGUCUUAGAAUGUGCUGGAAUGAUUGCAAGUGGUGAAAUUGUGUUGUACCCAAGAUUUAGUGCUUAUACAAGAUAUCCUUUCCUCUACUUCUACAAUCUGGAGAGGAACAUUAUUACAAGAGUAACACUUCAAGUUCCAAUACGUAAACAGUUAACUUAUGGUAGAUUUUACACAUUUUCAAAUUUUGUAGAGGAUGUGACGCUUAUCUAGGUGUUUAAUUACUCUUUCUCCCAGACAGACCUAAUCACAUUUAUCUAUCUUAAUUUGUUUCUC